CUCUCUCUCACAGAGGGAUUCAUUGUGAUAUAUUAUAUACCUAAUUUCUGUCUUUAUGCAUGUUGUUGCUUCUCACACCCUCUUUGGGUCUUAUCUCUGCACCUGAACAGAGAGAGAGAGUCACCACGUUGGUGUUCUGACCCAAUUAGCUUCUUUCAGUACCACCCCAUUUCCAUGGGCAAACUCAGUUAGUCAAGUCAUCUCCUUUCUGCUUGUCUUCUUCUCCAUCUCCGAAUAUCACAACUUGGCCCCACUCUCAUAUUUUUCUUCUCUGUUGGGUUUCUCGAAAAUCGUGUAUAUACUUUUUUUCUUUAAUGUUGCAGGGUUCAAAUUCUUGAGUUCUGAGGUGGGUUCUGUGUAGUUUUCUUAUUUAGGGGUCAUGGCAGAUCGCUGUGUUCUCGAAGUGGAUGUAAAUGGCGAAGAGACUUUCCUUGUGGACAAGUCAUCGAUAACUACAGAAGAUUAUCUCUGCAUAUUCGGGGAAAUUUAGCAAACUGUUUGCUAAAUCUACAUGUUCUAAGAGAAAUCUGAAAGUAAUAUUCAAUGAGUUUCCAGGAGGAGUAGAGAGUUUUGAGCUCAUCUCAAGGUUCUGUUACAACAAUGGCAGAAUUGAUGUAACCCCUUCCAAUUUUUCCCUCCUGCUUUGUGCUGCAGAAUUCAUGGAGAUGACUGGUACCCAUAACUUAUUGGAAAAGACAAAGAAAUCAAUAGAAGAGAUCAGCUACUGGACUUGGCCUGAGCUUUUGAUUGCUUUGAAACAGCAGCAGCAUUUACUUUCUGUGAGUCCUAACUCUUCAGUCAUCCUUGAGAGAUGCUUGGAUUCUCUUGUUGGGAGAUUGGGUUUAUCCCUGGAAACAAGCCCUUCUGCAUCUACUUCUUCCCCAGAUAGCUCCGGCUUUCGAUUUUCCUGUGACACAAAAAGCACUGAGAGUUUGAAGAACAGCUUUUCGCGGGCAACCUGGUGGUUCGAGGAUCUUUCAGUUUUUAGUCCUAAUUUGAUUGAAAUGGUUAUAAAAUCAAUGGUUUCUCACAAAUUGGAUCAUUCUGUGAUAAAUAGAUUUCUCUUAUAUUAUCAUAAGUCAAGGAUUUACUCUUCCUCAUCAGUUGAGAAGCGCAAGAUUGUAGAAACUGUCAUUGAUAUGCUCUAUAUUCUUGAUAGAAGCUCUGUGUCAUGCAAGAGUUUAUUUGGUAUUCUCCGGGUUUCUCUUGGUCUUAACAUCUGCAAGAGUUGCAGAAACAAGUUAGAGACCAUGAUUGGUUAUCAAAUGGGUGAAGCUACACUAGACAAUCUGCUGAUUCCACCUCCAUAUGGGACCAGUUACUUGUAUGAUGUGAAUCUAGUACUUCGAUUUGUCAAGGCGUUUCUCUCCAGAGGAGGCUGUCGUCCAUCUAUUCCACGAUUGAAGAAAGUUGCAAGCUUGGUGGAUUUGUAUAUGUCAGAAGUAGCCCCAGAUCCUUGCUUGAAACCUUCUAAGUUUCUGGCUCUAGUCCUGACCUUGCCGGAUUCUGCCAGAGACUCUCAUGACGCAAUCUACAGCGCUAUGGACAUGUAUCUAGAGGUCCAUACAGGAUUGUCUGAAGAAGAGAGAGUGAAGAUUUGUUGUGCAUUGAACUAUGAGAAAUUGUCAGCUGAAACUUGCAUGCAUCUUUCUGGGAAUACGAAAUUUCCAUCAAAAACUGCAGUUCAUGCACUGAUUUCUCAGCAAUCCAAACUCAAAAGCCUACUUCGUUGCACCAAGAACUCUCAUCCUUCUACCAAUUCACCUUGCUGGUUGUCUGCGAUUACGAGUAAAGAAAAUUACAAAGACGAAGCCAGUAAACAGGUUGUGCUUUAUGCUGGGAAACUUGAUAUUACAGCUGACAAUGAAAAGCUCAGAGCACAUUUGAAAGGCAUGCAAUGGAGGGUGACAGAAUUGGAGAAAGUAUGCAGGAAAAUGCAGAAUCAGAUGGGAAAAAUUAUGAGAUCAAGAAUCUCAAGCCACACUAGUCCCAAAUCUUUACCCAGGCUUUGCUCAUGAAUUAAGUUCUAUAUACUAUCUGCUUCCCUACUAUAUAUAUAUAUAUUUCAUCUAUGUAUAUUAGGUAGCCUGAGAAAUUGGGCAUUUUUCUGUCUAUAAAGUUUUUUUUUCACUUUCUGCAGAAAUUUAAAGGGGCCUAAGAUAUAUUUUUCUUUUCUAAUAUAAGAUUGAACUAUUUGUUGUA
This is a messenger RNA of Carica papaya (papaya), 2202 nucleotides long. Its product is annotated as Phototropic-responsive NPH3 family protein. NCBI's taxonomy places the organism in Eukaryota, Viridiplantae, Streptophyta, Magnoliopsida, Brassicales, Caricaceae. Gene Ontology annotation, molecular function: protein binding. The record is from RefSeq and is a predicted model, not a curated record.